UACCGAGGAUAAAUAUACCACAACGUCAACAAACCUAGGAUAAAUAUACCACACCGUCAACAUGCCGAGAACAAAUAGACCACACCGUCAACAUACCGAGGAUAAAUAUACCACACCGUCAACAUACCGAGGAUAAAUAUUCCACACGGUCAACAUACCGAGAACAAAUAUACCACAACGUCAACAUACAAGGAUAAUAUAUUUUACAAUGUCAACACACGAGAACAAUACACGACACAAAGACAACACAUGAGGACACAUAUAUAUAACAGAAUGAACACUCGAGGACGGACCGGAAAUGGUAGUCGAUACAAAAGACAAUCAGAGGAACCGAUGGGAUAACAAAUCACCACGAGAUAACCAGCAAUAUUCUGAUGCAUCACAAGAACAAUCACUUCUCCAUUCAAAACACUCUCCAAAGAAUGUGUCUGAGCCAAACCGACCCUCGGAGGAGUGGGGUGUCGAGGGUGCUUUCGAGUCCGACAUACAACUGACCCCACUUCAGGCCAGAGUCCUAAAUGCAGACAUUGUGCUUACCGAGUCUGGACAAUUUCGCAGUAAGCGAAAGGCAUUGUCCAACGCCGAGUCCCUUUGGCCCUCUGGAGUAAUUCCGUAUCAGUUCGAACAAAAUUUCCCAUGGCAACACGAGGUCCUGGAGGCCCUUAAACACUGGGAGAAGGAAACUUGUAUUACGUUCCGAGAUGUUUCGACCAGUGUUCAGUCCGAGCUUGGACAUACAAGCAUUGUACAAUUUGCACAUGGACCAGGAUGCUCGUCCACCAUCGGUAGAAGUAGUGACGGGGGGAUACAAGAAACAUUCCUCGGCGAUUCGUGUAACUCGGUUGGUUCUGCAGAGCACGAAAUAGGACAUGUGAUAGGGUUUUUUCACGAGCAGUCUCGCCCAGACCGAGACGAACACGUGCAUAUUCACAGAGACAAUGUUGCGAGAGGAAGAUUGAUGGAAUUCCGGAAGUACGAUACUAAUCGUAUUCGAACCGACGAACCUUACGACAUUGGGUCUGUAAUGCACUACGGGCCUACAUGGUUUAGCAAGGACGGGAAAGCUCACACUAUCGACCCAAGGGACACGAGAAUGAUGCCAUGGAUGGGACAGAGGAAGGAACUCAGCUUUAUGGACGUCAAAACGGCCAAUAAACUCUACAACUGUGGCAGUAAAUGUUCCCCUGGCCUGAUGUGUGAAAACGGUGGAUACGUUGGGCCGCAAUGCACGUGCGUGUGUCCCAAACAACUGACCGGACGGACUUGUUCCCAAACAGUUCACGAAAACAUGGACUGUGGUGGAGUUUUGGAUGAGCCCACUGGUACGAUUACCUCCCCUGGCUACCCAGACAAGUACAGUAACAAGGCCGCGUGUAACUGGAUGAUCCAGGCCGGACAAGGAAAGGCUAUCACAUUGGUAUUUCGUGCGUUUUCCGUGGAGAAGGGUAGCGAAUGUGAAUAUGACAGUCUGGAGGUGAAAGUCUAUGGACCCGGUCUAGCUGGACCAAAAUUGUGUGGAGAACACCAACAGCCGGAACCGAUCGUCUAUCAGGGAUCCAACCUUGUAAUCCGGUUUACAUCUGACGAAAGCUACAAUGUGUCUGGUUUUAGUAUUGAUUAUCAUAUACAAUAAACUAAAUGGUUGUUUGAUGAUUGAACAUGUACUAUAUAUCUUCAUGCAUAUGUUGUACAUGAAUGUACAUAACCCAGUAACCUCAACUACAACAUGUAAACAUUACCAACUACAAUUACAUAGUCCAAGUAAUCAAAUCUGGAACAUUUCGGAAAGAAUGAAAAGAAAGAAAUUCAGAGAGGAGCUUGUCUCAGUAAAUGUAAUAAAGUUAUC
Mizuhopecten yessoensis (Yesso scallop) is the source of this 1846-nucleotide messenger RNA. Its product is annotated as protein SpAN-like. The transcript is spliced from 10 exons. The coding region runs from base 299 to 1633 and encodes 444 amino acids. Gene Ontology annotation, biological process: proteolysis; molting cycle, collagen and cuticulin-based cuticle. Gene Ontology annotation, molecular function: zinc ion binding; metalloendopeptidase activity. Lineage: Eukaryota; Metazoa; Mollusca; Bivalvia; Pectinida; Pectinidae. The record is from RefSeq and is a predicted model, not a curated record.